Molecule: messenger RNA, 1398 nt
Organism: Naegleria lovaniensis
Lineage: Eukaryota; Heterolobosea; Eutetramitea; Acrasida; Naegleriidae
Exons: 2
Coding region: 1-1398 (465 amino acids)
Biological process (GO): lipid metabolic process
Molecular function (GO): triacylglycerol lipase activity
Source: RefSeq, a predicted model, not a curated record
AUGUUUCGAAUCGUGUUAAAAGCUGUGAUCAAUGCACUGGCUUUGGUCGUGUCUCCUUGUUGGAGCCUUCUCACAAUUGUGACACGUUGGACAAGUGCUGUCAAACAAGAAUUAUUCACUCGGAGACGUUUGAAAUUCAGUGCAUUGGGAGUCAUUUCUCAAGAAUUUAACAAGACUGGAGAGCUCGAUGAUCUUAUUGGACAAGAUGAGAAGAAGGAGAGGUUGACUCCGAGUGAAGUGCUGACCAAUGCUUCCGUGUUAAUUUCUCUUGCCCGUUUGAGUUAUGAACCUAAUGAAACCAUCCAAAAUGUUUUACAACGUUCCUGGGGCAUACCAAUCAAUACCGAUCCAGACCAUCCAAACUAUUAUUUCAUUUCUGUCAUUGACACUCAAGCAUUCAUCAUUGAAACAUUGCAUCAUAUCAUUGUGGUAUUUAGAGGCACAGAACCCUUCAACCUUCGUGAUUGGGGCACAGAUCGUUUGUUUCGAAUGCGUCCACUCGCUCCUACCUCAUCCAGUAAUUACCUAAAUUUGGAUCAUCUAAAAGUGGCAAUGGCUCAUUCAGGUUUUUUAGACGCAUUGGAAGUGUUUGAUUUUAAACAAAGUUCCAAAUGUUGCCUCAUUGAAAUAUAUGCUCAUUUGUGCAAGGUUCUCCAAAAACGAACAGAAAACAAGUCCAUCUUUAUUUGUGGUCAUUCGUUAGGUGGUGGAUUGGCAAGUGUGUUCAGUUUCAUGUUGGAAAUGAUUUCAGAACAACUGCAACAACAGCAACAACAAUUACAUCCAUCUUCCAUGAAUUUCAUUGAUGUUCGAAAACAUUUGGCAGGUGUCUAUACCUUUGGUGCUCCUCGCGUAUUCAAUGAUGAAGCUUGUCGUCAACAUGCCUCAAAAAUCAUUGGAAAGAGAACGUUUCGAUUUGUGCAUGACCAUGACGUGGUUCCUCAAUUACCCAAUUACGAUCCAAACAAUCCAGAUACGUUUGAAACUCCUCAAAAUUGUGUGACCAAGACUUUGAGGAUAUUCUUAAAUUUCAUGACCGAUGGUUCCUGUCCAAGACCUUAUUUUCACAUUGGAAAAGCUUUUCAAUUUAAAAAGUUGUCAUCCCAUGAAGAUGAUGAUCGAAAGUUAUAUUCCUUAAAAGUUAUGAAUGCUUUGGUACCACAAGAGGGCUCAUCGAUGCAUAUGGCUGUGAACCAAGCACCUCCAAUGGAAACUCUCUUAGAGGUUGAGGUGAGAGAACCUCCAAAGCCAUGGAUCAAGAGAGUUUUAGAUUUCAUUGGAAAAGUUUCAGUUCCAUAUAUUAUGGAUCAUCAUCCUGAUGGUUAUGAAAAUUGUUGUAUUGCGUUUAGAAAUGCCUUGUUGAAACAAGAAGAGAAUAUGGUCGUUGGUAAUGAAUAA